This is a messenger RNA of Sporisorium graminicola, 1812 nucleotides long. RefSeq lists its product as uncharacterized. Gene Ontology annotation, cellular component: nucleolus. Gene Ontology annotation, biological process: rRNA base methylation. Bases 1 to 1812 code for a protein of 603 amino acids. Lineage: Eukaryota; Fungi; Basidiomycota; Ustilaginomycetes; Ustilaginales; Ustilaginaceae. The record is from RefSeq and is a predicted model, not a curated record. The transcript has a single exon. Gene Ontology annotation, molecular function: methyltransferase activity.
AUGGCGGACUUCUACAUUCGGUCAGCCAAAGCGCUCGACCGCGUGCUGCGCGACGAAUGCUCGGUGAAAGCAGCUGCGGCGCCGCAUCCUGAUUCCGGCAGGGUGUUGGCCAUCCUCAUCAACUCGUUGGCCUAUCGAAGCGCUCUCAGCCAUGCAUUGGACGAGUCCAAAGUGAUCAAGCUCGAAGACCGGACUUUCACACUGAGUCCACCACCGGCAAAUAAAGGCAAAGAUCCCAAGUUCAAUGCCAAAGGCAAAGGUAAAGAGGCCGUACCCAAGUCGCAGUCACAGUCCAAACCCAGCAAAGGUGACUACCCGAGCAAAGAGGCUUUCCUCUUAGUGCUCUGCCACGACCUACUCUUCCAGUCCCGCGGUAUCCAAGCUAGCAAGACCUGGCCGCCUAAAGUGACUCUCGAGCGGUAUCGAGCCUCGCUACACUCGUCGCUCGUCAAGCUUCAGAUCCGACAAGGCAAAUCGCGAAUCCAGGACCUGCGUUCGGGUGCUCUGUACCAGGAGAUGACGGCACGCAUGCCUCGAUGGAUCCGGAUCAAUUCCCUGCGUGCGACGUGCCAAGAAGUGUUUGACUGGCUGAGCGAGAACCGAUACACGCAGGUACUUCCAGGAGUGCAAGAGCUGGGUAACAUCAAAGAGUUUGCCGAGUCGCUGCACGUGCCUGGGCUGCUGGCGUUCCACCCCAAGGCCACGAGUGCACUGUUGAAGAGCGAGAUGUACCGGGACAAUUGGGUGGUGAUGCAGGAUCUGGCGAGUUGCUUCCCUGCGUUUAUCCUGGAUCCGCCACAGGGCGGGAUGGUGGUGGACGCGACGAGUGCGCCGGGGAACAAGACAUCGCAUCUGAGCGCGAUCAUGUUCAGCAAGCGCUCCGCCUCGCCUGUGCUCAACGGCGAAGAGGCCGGGCGCAUCGAUGCGUUCGAACGCGAUGCUGUGCGGUACAAGACGCUCGUUAAACGGCUCACUGCAGUCGGGGCCUUGGCGGACAAAGCUGCUGGAGGCAACGUCGUCGCACAGCGCAAAGACUUUCUCACCACCAACCCCGCCGACUUUCCCCUAGUGACGCACAUGCUUCUCGACCCGUCCUGCAGCGGCACGGGCAUCGUCAACCGCCUAGACUUUCUCAAAGAGGACGACGAUGUCGAGAACGACGCCGACGACUCCCCCUCUUCCCCCGGUGCCGAAGAAAGCACCUCGAAACUCGCGAGACGACUGCACCAGCUGUCGGAAUUCCAGCUGCUCAUGAUCCGGCACGCGUUCAAGUUCCCCGCGCUCCGCAAGGUCGUCUACUCGACCUGCAGCAUCCACGCAACCGAGAACGAGGCUGUUGUCCUGCGUGCCCUGGACACAGACGAGGCGAGCGAGUUCAACUGGGCGCUGGCGCCCCGUGCGGACGUGAUCCCGAGCUGGCCCGUAAGAGGCGACAAGGCGGCGUGCGCAGGUAGGCUCGACGUCGCGGACAGCGUCAUCCGCUGCAUCCCGGGUGGAAGGGGCGACGGCGACCGGCCACACGUCGAGAGCUGCAACGGCUUCUUUGUCGCCUGCUUUGUCCGGCGCGACCAUGAUGCCGAGCGCACGCACAAGGUGGCCAGCGCUAAAAGAACGGUGGAUGACAUCGACGACGUCGACAACGUCGAGGCGGAUGAAAGCGAUGACGACGACAACGACGACGACGAGGAGCACCGUGGAAACCAUGACCAAGCACAAGCGCCCAAAGCAAGCCGCAAUGCAGCAGCCAACCGCAAAAAGAAGCUCCAAAAACGACGAAAGAAGCAACGCUUGCAACAAUCCUCUUCCGCAUAG